AAAGAGAAAAGUUACUGAAGCUAGUCCUCCCGUGACAAGUAUUGGAAGAGUUCCACAGCCAGAGCUCUUAUGGAUCUAAAGCAAGACAUUUUCCAAGAGUUUCGAAGCAUGGCAGAUACCCCUAUGAAGAUGAUCCUCAGAACCGAGGCCCUUCGAAAGUAUAUUUAUGAGACAAGUGCUUAUCCCAAAGAGCACGAGCAACUAAAGGAAUUAAGAGAGACCACUGUGGAGAAGUAUCAAAAGAGGAGCUUCAUGAGUACGCCUGUUGAUGAAGCACAGUUCCUCUCUAUGCUUGUAAAGAUCAUGAAUGCCAAGAAAACCAUGGAAAUUGGAGUUUUCACAGGUUAUUCCCUUCUUACUACUGCCCUGGCAUUGCCUCAGGAUGGCAAGAUAUUAGCAAUUGAUCGUGAUAAAGAAGCUUAUGAGUUUGGAUUACCGUAUAUUAAGAAAGCUGGAAUAGAGCACAAGAUUAACUUCGUUGCAUCAGAUGCCAUUUCAGCUCUAAAUGACCUUGUUAACAGCGGUGAAGAAGGGACAUUCGAUUUCAUAUUUGUAGACGCUUUGAAGAGCGAAUACCUGAAAUAUCAUGAGCUGACGAUGAAAUUUGUCAAGAUCGGAGGAGUUAUAGCUUAUGAUAACACUUUAUGGAGUGGAUCGGUUGCACAAGCUGAGGACCAAGUGGAGAUGCCAGGUAUUAGAUCAUUUAGAAAAUUCGUGAUCGAAUUCAAUAGCUUUAUCGCGGCUGAUCCUCGAGUUGAAUCAUCUCUCCUUUCAAUUGGUGAUGGCGUCACUCUUUGCAGGCGUCUCUAUUAGCGAACUGCUCAAUCUCUUCCAAGAGUUAAGGAUUGUUUUGUUGCCUGAUGAGUCUGAGUAAUCUUUGACAUAUUAUAGCAUGUAUGACUUUAAUCUAGCUGGUACAUGCAUGUGCUCUUAUAGCCGUGGUGGUGUUUGCUUAUACAGCCAUGGUUUCUAUGUAAGGUGUAAGUGGGGGGGGGGGGGAUUUGUUAUGCUGUAUGGUCGUUUAUUUCUGGGUUAUGUUUGGUCGGGCUGUUGAGCCUGCUUCUUGUAUUUAGCAGACCCAUGGUCUGGGUCCUCGUCCUCUCAUCAUAGGGUUAUCAUUACUAGGGCUUGCCAAGUUUCUGUUGUCAUACUUUGGUGAUUUUUAAUAAGUUCAUCUUAUCCAGUUCAUU
This is a messenger RNA of Theobroma cacao (cacao), 1190 nucleotides long. Its product is annotated as flavonoid 3',5'-methyltransferase-like. Lineage: Eukaryota; Viridiplantae; Streptophyta; Magnoliopsida; Malvales; Malvaceae. Gene Ontology annotation, molecular function: O-methyltransferase activity; S-adenosylmethionine-dependent methyltransferase activity. The record is from RefSeq and is a predicted model, not a curated record.